AUGGACCGUCUCCCGAGAGAGCUGAUAGAUGCCAUUCUGCAGCAAUGCAUCGCCCAGGGACAAAAGAACUCCGUCCUCAAUCUCCGCCUCGUUUGCCGCUUAUUCGAUAGGAUCUUGAAGCCGUCUGUUUGCUGCACUCUUGGACUGGACUUUUCCCGAAUGAGCCGAGCCAGUCACCUGCGCCGACCUGAUGUAGAUGCCCUUCAGACCAUCGGAUAUCACUGCAAGAGCCUGUACAUUGACCUGAUGGUUCUUCGAGAUGAGAGUAUGUCUCCCCUUACCCCCUACCCGCCUCCUCUCAUUAGCAUGCUAGCUAACUCUCCUGUAGUGGAAGUUGAAUUUCUCGAGACAGUCUUUGCCCGCAUCCCUUCCAUGACAGACUUCUGCCAAACCAUGCACAAAAAGUACUGCAUGAACAAAACCUCCUUUACCGAAAUCGAAUACUUGAGCAUGGUCGAGACGAUGCUCUUCUAUUGCCGUGGCGUCGACAGCCUCCGCCUCAACCUUCCAUUCCAGCUAGUUGGGCGGCACUGCAAUGUGGCGACCAUGAUCCUUGCCAACACACUCAAAGCCCUUGCAUCGCGUCCAGAGGAGGACUCGGCCAAUCUCAGAGUUCUUGUGCUCGAAAACGUCACCGAUGUUGCCAUAUGCCACCUCUGGAUGAACCCGAGCGAUGUCAUGAACAUCAUGGCUGUGGUGGCAGUAUUAGAACACUUGGUCAUGACCCUGCGACGACACGACAUUGAGCCUCACCGAGCAGCUUUGUUUGGCUCUUGCCUGUGGGACCUGAUUGAGCAUGCCGACUCUCUUAAGUCGCUCUGCCUCGUAGGAACGGACCACGAUGAUCGUCCCCCGCGGGGGUUGAAGCAAACCAAGUUUUGGCAACUACCAGUUGAGGAUUGGAGGGCUCGUUCCCUGCCGGCACCGCGAGUCUAUCUUUCCAAUCUGACCAGCCUCGAGCUGAAGCGAAUAGAAAUUUUGCCAGAAUGUUUUCUGAAGGCAGCGGAGAUAUUUGGUGAAACUCUAGAAGAACUCUACCUCAACGAAGUGUAUUUGAAGACGGAGCAAUCGAAAACGUGGAACCAGGACUCAAGAAAAGUCCUCUGGAUUGGCAUGCCCAACCAACGGCCGGCCGAGGACUGCAAGUGGAUGGCCAUGGCACUGCGGGCCACCGUUUCUCGACUCCGAAUUUGUCGAGCGUCCUUCCUCGCCUACGACCACUACCUUCGAGAAGACGUGUCCACUCAGCCGCAGCCCGAAUUUGAUCUCAUCGACCCGUGCGGCCUGGGUCGCAGCGUAUCCCAGCGAUUUGUCGAAGUCGUCAUGGGCAUUCGCCAACCCAACAUGCCUUCGGGAAAUCCAGUCGACUUCUUCCCCCACGACGCCAAGGACGACGAGCUCGUACACGUACUCAAGCCCAGAACCCGGCCAUUGCGUGUUGAUGAAUACGAUACGAAUGCUCACCAAACUGCCGUGGAUAAUACCACUUCGGAAUGGCAAAAGAGCAUUGACGGCAUAUUUCAUAAUUGCAAUCCUGGGACUCUCGAUGAACUACAUUACAUUGCCGAAAAGGCUUGUCAAGGCAUGAAUGAGAUUCAUCGAAGACGAAGUGAGUGGACAGCUGGAAAUAGCAUGGCCAACGAGUACGCAGACAACUUGUUCAACAUGCCUACAUUGGAGGAUUCAUAG
Messenger RNA from Metarhizium acridum CQMa 102, 1689 nucleotides. The record is from RefSeq and is a predicted model, not a curated record. NCBI's taxonomy places the organism in Eukaryota, Fungi, Ascomycota, Sordariomycetes, Hypocreales, Clavicipitaceae.